This is a messenger RNA of Oryza brachyantha (malo sina), 726 nucleotides long. RefSeq names its product two-component response regulator ORR11. The transcript is spliced from 5 exons. Lineage: Eukaryota; Viridiplantae; Streptophyta; Magnoliopsida; Poales; Poaceae. The record is from RefSeq and is a predicted model, not a curated record. Bases 49 to 489 code for a protein of 146 amino acids. Gene Ontology annotation, biological process: phosphorelay signal transduction system; cytokinin-activated signaling pathway.
GGAUUUGUAGUGUUUUGUAUCGGUCCCACGUAGGGGAGGCUAGCUGAGAUGUCGGUCGCCGCCGCCGCCGGUGUAGGUGGCGUGGUUGGGGCGGCCGUGGUGCCCGCAGCGGCGGGCGGCGGCGCGCCGCACGUCCUCGCGGUGGACGACAGCUCGGUCGACCGCGCCGUCAUCGCCGGAAUCCUCCGGAGCUCCCGGUUUCGCGUGACGGCAGUGGACAGCGGGAAGAGGGCCCUUGAGCUGCUAGGCUCGGAACCCAAUGUGAGCAUGAUAAUCACGGACUACUGGAUGCCGGAGAUGACGGGAUACGAGCUCCUGAAGAAAGUCAAGGAGUCAUCCAAGCUGAAGAAGAUCCCCGUGGUGAUCAUGUCAUCGGAGAAUGUCCCGACAAGAAUCAGCAGAUGCCUGGAAGAAGGCGCGGAGGAUUUCUUGGUGAAGCCCGUCCGGCCAUCCGACGUCUCGCGGCUCUUCAGCCGCGUUCUGCCGUGAGCCCGGCUAUCUUUUUCCGAGACUUUGGGAGGUUGGAGCAGUAGGCACAGUUGUAACACUGUCUUGAUGAAAUGAUUUCACCGUUUUUGUUUGGGUCAGGACGUCUUAUUGUAACUUUGGUGGAAGCUGAGACAGAGCGAAACUGUUGAAUUGUGGAACAGAGCAUGGCCUCUUUGUUUCUUAGUAAUAUUUUUGUUGCUCUUCAUUUCUUCGAAUUAUUACUCUUUAAAGGUGCUG